CCGCCCCCCCCACGACUGCUCGUCACGUGACUCGUCACGUGCGCGCGUUGUGUGCUCUCACUCCCCUCCCACACACCUCUCAUUAGCCCCGAGCCGCGUUUCCCCGGCCAAUCACGGCGCUGUUGCUCUCGCGCGGCUAUUGGGUCAACUUCGGUGACGUCGCGUGCGGCGAGCCAAUGAGGAGGCGGCGUUGAGGCAGUCGUUGGCGUUUGAAAAUAGGUUGGGGCCAAGGGGCGCGCGCGGUGUUGCGGUGAGAGGCCGGACGCGUGCUUUAUUGUUUCAAAAUGGUUAACGGACGAAAAUCUGCAGCUCUUAUUAGUUGGGUGAACUGCAUGUGUGCAGAGAAAACGGAGAGCCUCUGGGAUCUCAAAGACCUGUCUACCUACCUGCACAUCAUACAGACCAUAAAGGCCAGUGUGGAUGUAAAACCGCUGCUGAAGAGUUCAGAAUAUGAAAAAGGAAAUUACAUAAGGGAAUUCUUGCAUCAGUUCUUCCAAAAGAAUGCUUGUCUCCAGACAGUGGAUUGGGAUGCACUAACAGUGGGUGAGCACGUGGAAUUGGAGCUGGCUAAGCUGACGGUGGCAUUCCUGUGCUGCGCUGUGGUGAGCACGGAGAUUCAAUCGCGCAUGAAGUUCCUGGACCCAGAUACGCAGAUCCAGCUCCAUGAAAUUCUAAAGUUUGUGAUGGACAAUGAGGAGAGUCCUCAACUACAGGUCAACCUUGAGCUGCUGCUCAACGUGGGCUGUGUGGUGCGGUCUCCCGGCGUGUUCUCCGUUGCCACCAAGGAGACCAGUGGACGCAUUUCGUCUCCCCUCUCGUCGCUGCCCCUGGGCCACACUGCAGGGGUUCGCUUCCGGGACCUCCAAAGAAUCGCUUCUUCCUCCAGCAUGAACAACUUGCUCAGCUCUCCGGACUCCCCCUCAUCUCCCAUGCUGAGUUUCUUUGACCAGCCGGCCGUGGAGGUGCGCAGGCUGAAGCAGCAGCUUCGUCAGGAGUGGGAGCAGCAGGAGAAGCUGGAAGGCGAACUCUCCAGCAAGUCCCAGCUUCUCAAGCAAAGCGAGCAAGAGGUGGCAGAGCUCCGUGGGCGAGUGGAGCGUCUGGUGCAGCUCACGCAGAUGCGCCCUCCCUCACCCCUCCCCAGCGAGCUGGCCGAGCUACACGAGAAAACACAGAGGUUGUCUGUGACUGUGAAACAAUGCCAGGAGUUGAAGAAGGAGAAUGAGUUUAUGGGAAAAAGACUGAUUCAACUUGCCGAGGAGAACAGUGAGCUGUCUUCCAAGGUGCGCGAGAGCUGCACACACCUGGUGGAAUGUCGCUCGCUGUUGGAGGAAUCGAGCCGCAGUGCGGAGCAGAGGCACACAGAAGCAGAGGUGCGCAUCCAUCGGCUCGAAGAGGCCCUGGGAGAGGCACUCAACAGCAAGGCCUCGCUGGAGGAGACUGUGCGAAUCCUGCAGGGCAAGCUGGGAGUGCUGGCAGAGAAGGAAGCCUCUCUGAAGGAGCAGCGUAACCUGCCGCCCGGGGAGGUCAUGUCGGAGGUCCUACAGAUGGAAGAAUGGCACAUGUGUCAGAAAGCACGGAAGAGAGCUGACAUUGGGCUGCCACCUUUAGCCAAGGCGCACACAGAUACAACGCACAGCCAUGACACACCCACAUCUUCACGGGAGGAACAACCUGCUGACUUUAAUAAUGUAUCAGACCAAGAUAGCGGCACACUCAUAGUGAAAGACAGGAAAUAUCUCAUGCCAAAUGAAUCCACAAUGGAGCUGGAUGGUUCCAUGGUGGAUCAAGGCAAUGUCACAUUCAGGGAAGAAUUGGAUGGUCAUGAAAGUAAGCAAACCGGAGACUCUCAAGACAAAGGUGUGGAGGCCACUCGGGCACGGUCCAGCACCUUGAAACAAAAUUCGUUGGAAGGGAGCAGCACAUCGUCCCGCAGAGAGAUGGGAAUUGCGCGUGACGUGCAGGAGAACUUUGAAUUGAAAAACACUGGCCACAGGGACACUUUGGAGCAAGGAAGAACUUUAUUACAACAGGAAAGGGUGGCUCUAAGCAAAGAGAGGGACAUCCUCGAACGAGAGAGGGCUGCUUUGGAAAAAGAGCGAAUGGCUGUGAUAGCCAUGGGAGAGGGGAACAGGUCCACUGUAAUGGCUCACAUGUUGACAACAGAAGCCUCAAUGGAGCAGCAAAGAGUCAUAUUAGAUCAGGAAAAAAAUACAUUAAAUCUGGAAAAAGCUGCUCUGAAAGCAAUGGAGGAUGAAAUUAAUAUUAAUUUAGGACAACAAAAGUCGAGACUGGACCAGGAAAAACGCAAACUAGAGCAGGACAUGAUUAUUCUCAAACAAAAAUGGAAUUGCGUAGAGCAAGAGCAGGACAAGCUAGUGAAAGAGAGGGCGAUUCAAGACCAAAGCAAGGCCAGCUUUACCAAAGAAAUGAUUUAUUUGAAAGCAUCACUGGAGGAAGAAACAUCAGUUAUGAAGGUAGGGGUGGAGCAAGAAAGGGUCCUGUUGGAGAAUGAAAGGGAAAAAAUAAUCCAAUGUAUAGCAAAUCAAAAAGAUACUGCUUCACUCCAGCGGGAGAGAAUUGCGAUGCAGCAAGAGGUGGAUGUCCGAGAACAAGCAAGGGCUGCCCUUGUCUGCGUUGUUACUUCCUUGGAAAAAAUAGAGGUUAUGCCUGGCAAUGAAAAGGGUAGCUUAAUUUGUGCCCUUGAGGAAGGGAUGACCACUUUAAAAGCCAUCUUAGGGCUGGACAAAGGUAUUGCAUGCGAAGAAACUCACAUCGGCAUGGCAGACAAUGGCAUUGUAGCACAAGCAGUUCUGCAACAACAGAGGACAGAGCCUGCACAAGAUAAUUAUUUGAAAUCUGUUGGGAAGCAUGGUAUGGGGCAUCGUGAAAGGGACACACUAUGCCAAGAAAAAGACAAAACAAAUAUAGAGGAGACCACUUGGGAUGGGGAGCGGUCUUUGUCUCGGAGGGAAAGUCUGGUGUCGCUGGAUGAAUCAAACGAUGUCUUGGAUGGAGACCAGGCUGACUUGGAGACGGCGAGAGGUGUGUUGUUGAAAGCUGUUACAAAAGUUGCCGUGCUCGCACCAAUGCAAGAAGCUGCUGCAGUGAAAGACUUUAUGGAAGAGGAUUGUUCCCCACUUGAGCAAGAGGAUUCUGAUGCCAAUGUACGAAAUCAAAAGGCAUUCACCCCAGCAGAGACUGUCCGCCUCGUUCAAGCCAACUUGGACCAUGAGCAAAUCGUAUUCAGAGAUUCCCUUCAACAAGAGGUGGCCGUGCUGGAGCAGAAACGUACCACCCUGACGGCAUCGCUGGAGCAUGAGAGAAACAGACUGUGUGAGCUGGAGCAGGCAAGCGUGAGCGUGCGUAUGGAAGCGGACAGCUUAAAAGCAGCACUGCAGCUCGAGGAGGUCGUGCUCCGAGCCACUCUGAAUGAAGAAAGGACUGCGCUGGAAGAAAUGAAAUUCAAAGUACAAGAGAAUACAUUAUUACAAAAUCAGGAGAAAGUGAAGUUGCAGCAAGAUAGGGAUUUAUUGGAAGAUGAGAAGGUUUCUCUGGAGCGAGAGAAAGUCGCGCUGGAUAGAAUGAAAGCAACUUUAGAGGAGAUGAAAGCUAUCUGGGAACGAGAAAGAGUCGUUUUAGUGGCUCCAUUAGAACAAGAGAGAGUCACCCUGAAACGAGAGCUUGCAGCUCUGCACCAGGAGAGAGCCAAAUGGACCACAGAGAGCGAACGUUUGGUGCAAGAGCAGGCUUUGUUAGAACAGCAGAGGGUAGCGUUACAGCAAGAAAGAGAGUCUUUAGAUCAGCACAGGGGCAACCUCAAGGUUAGGUCCGAGCAAGAGCGGGCCGCUCAAAGUGAAAGGAUGUAUAAAGUGGAGCAAGAGAACGCCCGUUUGCGCACUGAGCAGAGAAGGCUCGAACAUGACAUGGCUGAGCUAAGGGCGACCGUGGAUGAGGAAGAGAUGAGUUGGGCACGAAAGAGAGUUGCGCUUGACAAAGAGAAGGCCGAGAACGAGCGAGUCAAGUCGAACUUGGAUAGAGAAAUGGCCGUGAUAAAAAAACAGAAGAGUUUGCUUGAUGAAACGAUGGCAAAAUUUGCCUUGGAGGGAACUGAUUUUUUGCAUCAAAAGGCGAUGGUUGAAAAGGAUGAGGAAGAGAUGAGUUGGGCACGAAAGAGAGUUGCGCUUGACAAAGAGAAGGCCGAGAACGAGCGAGUCAAGUCGAACUUGGAUAGAGAAAUGGCCGUGAUAAAAAAACAGAAGAGUUUGCUUGAUGAAACGAUGGCAAAAUUUGCCUUGGAGGGAACUGAUUUUUUGCAUCAAAAGGCGAUGGUUGAAAAGGAUGAGGAAGAGAUGAGUUGGGCACGAAAGAGAGUUGCGCUUGACAAAGAGAAGGCCGAGAACGAGCGAGUCAAGUCGAACUUGGAUAGAGAAAUGGCCGUGAUAAAAAAACAGAAGAGUUUGCUUGAUCAAACGAUGGCAAAAUUUGCGUUGGAGGGAACUGAUUUUUCGCAUCAAAAGGCGAUGGUUGAAAAUAAAAGCAAUUUGAAGACUUUAAUAGAGACUGAUUGUAUCGUGUUAGAACAAGAGAAAACUGGACCCAAACAAGUAAAAGGACUUGUAGAUUUAGAGAGUGCUACCGCAAAGCAGGAACGUGAUGUCUGCAAAGCAAAACAGGAGAGCAAUACCUUAACGCAAAGACGAGCGGCUGACGCGCUUUCAAGCGGCAUAGAACGUCAUAGCGUUGUAUUGGAGCAAGAAAUGUAUGAUGCAGUGCCAUCUAAACUGCGGCAAGCUGCCACGCAAAAUAACGAGACGGAGGACACAGCUCCCCCAGGGAAGGUGAAUGCUGCUCUGAAAGCUCUGCAGGAUCUAGAAACCGACACGGAAAUUCAGGAAAUGUCCAGCCCCGGAGCCACCGAGGAUCGCAAGACUGCCAAGUCAGAGAUAAGAAGGGAAAACGUUAACUCCUCUGUCGAACAAGAGAAGGGACAUCUGGAAUUGGAGAAGAACGCUUGGGAGAAAGAAAAGGAAAACUUCAGGGAAGAUGAGGACAUUAUGGCAGCUACAAUGGAGGAAAACUUGGACACCACGAUGCAGUAUGAGGUUCCAACUGAUGUGGCCCCUUCAGACAUUGUUACUGAGAGAGACAUGGCUCCAAGUAAUCAAAUUUUUACAAAAGAAGAAUGUGCCACCCUGCAAGCUAACGUGAGUGAAAUUGAAGAUAAUUUUAAUACAGGGGUGGAAGAUGCAAGGAUUUUGUCAAAAGAAAAUCUGGAACGAACUCCAAGUGAAGACGGAAGACGUCACAGCAUGGUCACACGCUCGGCGCGCAAGAGAAGUUCACGGCACUCCCAGGAAACCCUCUACUUCACACCGUUGCAGACGAGGCCUUCCCUCGCGGGAAGGCAGGCUCCGACUCUGGACUGGAGCCUCAACUCCCUCGAGGAUCUCGUCAUCGACUCGGCCAAGAAGAAGCCGCGCACGUCGUCCGCACGGCGCCGCACCAUGCACGUCAUCGACAUCACGCUUAACAAGAAGGUGGAGUCGUGUCGGCGUGACAGCGUGUCCAGCAGUGUGUCCACGAUGCGCAGCAGCACCACCACAGCCUACGAGUUGCGCUCCCACGGGGACAGACCUACACCCGUGCAGUCUUCCAACUGGUCGCUGGGAUUCCCAGCAUCCUCUGCUUCGUUUGUGACGCUCGGCACCUUCACUUCCCAGAAUUCCCUGCAGCUUGAGGACCUGAGGUCUGGGCGGUUGUCCGACGCCAGCCUGCGGAGCCUCCCCGGCUACCGGCCCCUCGGUCCACACGGAACCGAUGGCCGCAACCUGGAGCAGUUGCAGGCCCCGCCAACGACGCGGCGUCGCAAGGGAAAUGCAUCGUAUUACAUGAGCUGCGUAGAUGAGCCAGACCCAGAAGCCGAAUGGGAUGAACUUGAGCGCCAGGGACUUGGCGCGCACGCUCUGCCUCGGCGGCAGCCCAGAGCGGCGCUGGAGACUAGCGCUUGCUACACUGAGGGUUUGCAGGAAAACCAGCCACUGGUCAAUUGCAAGGUGGACUUUUCUGAUAAAAGCGACACCAGAAACGACCAUUUGCUACUGCAGGAAGAAUUGCAAAAGCGCAACCAAGCAACCCUGCCUCACCUGCGAUCCUGCUACCCACUGGAAGUGGAGACAUUCAUGCCGGGGGAGGAUCUGUGCACGGCAAAACCAGAAAUGACAGCACGCCGCAUGUUCCUCCGCCCCGCGCUCGCCGACGCAAAUGCGGACAUGCGAAAACGGAAAUCUGGGAUCGGCCACAACGCAGAAUGCUCACCGGAGAGUAAGAAGUCGGCCACCAUGUGCUUUGUGGUACCGGCCACCCCCCGCGAGAGGCCGCCGCCCCGGGCGUCGCCGCGUCGAGAUGACCAUCCCCAACGUUCCUGGCCGAUCAUCCGUCGCCUUCGCCGAUCCAUGUCGCGUAAGAAAUCUCCUUCCAGCAAGGCAUCUAAACCUUGAACCUAAACUACACGUUACGAUCAUCAGCACAGAUAUGAGAAGAUGAUGACGGUGGUGAAAGUGACAGAAAGAUGCCGUUCCUUGUUAUCGGUGCACUGUACCUUGUACAUUUUUGGUUGUGAGCUGUAAUUCUGUGUAGAUAUUUUGUUGGCUUCCAUCAGAAGAUUAUUUGUAUAUUUUUUUGAUGAUGGUUCCUUGUAAUCUCACCACUGCCCUGCGUUGUCCCUUCACGACACUGCCAUGCACUUUAAAAAACCCUGCUUGAGCAAGGGUUUUUAAAAGUUAGCUCUAAGCUAUGCAGGACUUUCACGCUUCUCGCACUGCGUGUAAAUAUUCGUGAGCACAUUUAGAUCUAGCUAGAUCUGGUUGUCGCCUGAUGAAACUAGUUGUAAUUACUAGCGAAACGUCGUACUCGGUUUGUACAUGUUCUGGCUUGGCUCUCCAACACAUCGGUGUGCUGUACUAGUGACGAAUUGGCAUGUUCUGUUUACGUGACAACCCUUACUAGUUGGCUGUGUCGGGUGGUGGCAGGUUUUUACGACACAUUUUGUAUAUUUACGCGCUCUAACCCAAAAACCUCUUAUGGAUGGCUUUUUGUGAUUCGCUGCUGGUCAUUAUUGUAAGCAGCGUAAUAUAAGUAACUGUAUUUUACGUUGUGAAGGAAUAGAGUGGAUUUGUUCCCAAAGACCGUCUCAUUGCACCUGGGACACUGCCUUUUAGCUUAACGAGCCCGUGGUCAUCAAAUCAGCACUGGCAGGUUCUCUCGGACCAAUGAUUCGUUCCAGGCAGAGGGGUUAAUACUGCCAUCGCGAUGAGCAUCGGCACACACAAUUGAGCAGCUACGCAGUGUUAGCCUCCAUAAUCACUUUGCUAUUCACAAGUCGCGUAACAUUGCCCUAAAUGAAACUAUUAUAACACUAAUGUCAUGUAGGUGUACUUUAGAGUUAUUGCUAAGAUAUAUUCCAAGUCCUUUGCAUAAAGCGGAGCGGUAUAGUUAUUUAACAAAAUAAUUAAAUCGUAUCACUGUAAAAUGUCAAAUCUGCACGACACCAGCUAAUGUAUCCAAAUUGCACAGAGGCAUUCAUGUAUUUAUAGUUUUUAGCAUUAUUGUACAGGCAUUCCUUGCGUAAUGCACCCCCCCAUAGCGAAAAUUCGCAGUUAUGCGAUUCGUCUUUUAAGGGACACUUCACACUUACGCUAUGCAUUGCACAGUUUACGUGCUCAAGAAACAAAAAAUAUUGUAAAAUUAUUUUUUUUUCAAUAAUUCUUUUUUCAAUUAUAAAGAUUCAAAAUAGUAAUCUUUUCCAUCCUAGUUAUCUUGUUAUUAAACUCCUUGUUAAGUAAUCUUUGUAAUAUUAAGUAUUACAUUUAUGCAUGGUUUCUUUUGUAAAUCCAGGGCUAAAAUAAUUAAAUUAAAUUAUACUUAAGUUUCCUUCGGUAACGCGCCCCCGCUUAUAACAUGUAUGUCUAUGGGAAUAUCAGCUUCGUACAGCGCGAUUCGACUUGCGCGCUGUUUUUCAGGAACGCAUGUUGCACGUUAUGUGAGAGACGCCUGUAUUUGCAUGUUUGUGCUUGACAGUCAUUCCACUCUACUUCUAACCUAAAAAUAUACUCCUUUAUCACUUUUCACAAUACAUAUAAUAAACGUGAUUAUUAAAACUGAAUUAUUUUAAACAAAAAGCUUUUCAGGGAACUUGCCAAAAGAUGUGUAAUGUUGGAAUAACUGGCAAGGCGAUGCAGAGGCAUUGUUAUACUGCAGGGGGACACCGUGGCGCUGUCAGGGAUGGAUGGCAAAGCAGCCUCCCCGGGGUGCUUCUCGUUUUACGAUCUCAUGGCGCGUGGCCGGAGUGAAAUUGCGUUAACGUGGACAUUUCAUGGAUAGAAAAGUGUCUGUAAUUUGUCUGCAUUCACGCAAAAUGUCAUGAAGGGAACGUUGGUUAAUCUGAGAGAUACCUGUGCUUGGCUGCUCGUCCACAAUUUGUCUUUCACCCAGACGCCCCUCCAAGCCACUUGACCAUUUCUAUAUUUGCCCCCUCCCCCCAAGCCAUUCUUUCAUUUCAUAUCGGAAGCAUUCACUGCAAUAGCAAAACUUUUACAGACGUAUGUCUGUUUGACCAAGUUGUUCAGUCAGUUUCAAAUGUAACAUUGUAACCUUCAGAUGUGUGAUGCUGUUGAUGUUAAAAUUAUAAUUUGUAAAUGAUUUAGAUACAGGAGUUAGCACGCUUUGCUUUGUCCGAUCUAGUGUGCAAUGCAUAGAGGUAUCCAAGAGAUGAACUACACUUUUAGGCGCUUCUCACAGCAUCGAGGAAAUUCGACCUCAAACAAGAGUAAGUUCCCACAUUCUUCUCACAUUCAUAUCAAGCGUUUUUUUAUGUUGGUGAAAGAUUGACUUGUUGCUGUCCAACAGCGUGUUUUUAUACUGUAACAUAUGGGUAUAAUUUUGGUUAUAAUUUCCAAAAUAAAACGUUUGCAUGCUUUUGUGGUGGGAAAUAAAUACAACACUAGAAAAUAUGUAUUCACUUGAAAGCGUAAUCUUUUUUUCUUACAUAUGUAGUGAGUUCAAUUGAGGCGCACACUUGAACUUGGAGGCAACACGUUUUAUUAACCAACACAACAGGUAACUCUUCACAUUAACAAGAUAACGGCAUAGGGUGAUGACCACUGCUUUUAACGAACACUCGAGGGGAUAGCUAAAUAGUCCGACCAGGACAGCUAACAGGCUGCCUGGUCCACGAGCGAAGACCGGAGACCGAGGAUCGUAGAUGGCGGCUUCAUUCCCAGAGUUGAUCCACCAGAACAGCCAACACAUCGUCGGGUCGUCGUGUGCGGCGACCGAAGAGCGAGGAUCGAAGAAGGUGACUUCUUUCCCGUGUUGAACAGCCACGCUCCCUCUCGGGACUCGGCUUAUAUCUCCUGUGGCGUGACUGGGCUCCGCCCCUGGUCACGCCCCCUUCUCGAUCCUUCGCGGAGGGUCUGGGUCCACAUCACGUUGCCCGCUCACCCCUCCUGGGAGUUCUCGUGCCCCCUCGUCCGGUCAUGUGCUCGCGGGUUUUCACAGGAUAUCAUGUCUUUACCCGAUCUCGGUGACACCCGGACCGUGCCCUCUCGUGAGCCAUUCCGUGCCAUGCUCACACUGGUGCCAUAGAGCAGCACCACGCAUACAGUACCACUCUUCAUUUGGUACUGUCGCUACACAGUAGUGACACCAUUUAUGUCACUACACAUGGAUAAAUACCUGAUGUGCAUAUG
Lethenteron reissneri (Far Eastern brook lamprey) is the source of this 9746-nucleotide messenger RNA. RefSeq names its product nuclear mitotic apparatus protein 1 (gene NUMA1). Gene Ontology annotation, biological process: establishment of mitotic spindle orientation. NCBI's taxonomy places the organism in Eukaryota, Metazoa, Chordata, Hyperoartia, Petromyzontiformes, Petromyzontidae. Gene Ontology annotation, cellular component: spindle microtubule; centrosome; spindle pole. Gene Ontology annotation, molecular function: microtubule binding. The record is from RefSeq and is a predicted model, not a curated record.